Messenger RNA from Alosa sapidissima (American shad), 2478 nucleotides. Its product is annotated as syntaxin-11-like. NCBI's taxonomy places the organism in Eukaryota, Metazoa, Chordata, Actinopteri, Clupeiformes, Clupeidae. Bases 160 to 1092 code for a protein of 310 amino acids. Gene Ontology annotation, molecular function: SNAP receptor activity; SNARE binding. The record is from RefSeq and is a predicted model, not a curated record. The transcript is spliced from 3 exons. Gene Ontology annotation, cellular component: SNARE complex; plasma membrane; presynaptic active zone membrane. Gene Ontology annotation, biological process: synaptic vesicle fusion to presynaptic active zone membrane; exocytosis; intracellular protein transport.
UGCGCUUGCGUAAAACGCACGCCCAGGUGAGCGCACCACCCAAGUUAAGAGAAUUCACUCCCGGUGAACGCACCGCUGAACGGAGAGGAUGCCGCAGCAACCGCGCGGCACUUUGGUGUGAGAGAAUUACAGUGAUUGUGGCUCUACUGAAGCGGCGUGAUGAGGGACCGUCUGAGCCACCUGCAGGCUCUGAGUGAGUCGGAGGAGCACCUGGCGCAGCUGGAGGAGAGCGAGUACGGCGAGGAUGCUGUCUCCGUGGCGACCGUCUCCGUGGCGGACACCUUCACCUCCGUGGACCUGGAGGAGGACUUGGCGCCCCAGGCGGUGGUGUGGGACAACGGGGAGGAGGUGGAGGAGGUGCUGGUGGAGGCGCAGGAGGUGCGGCGGGAGGUGCAGAUGAUGCGUCUGGACGUGCGGCGUCUCCGCGAGCAGAACGCGCGCCUCCUCAGCGAGCCCACGCGCACCACCACCAUCAAGCGCGACUCCAACGCCAUCGCCGGCGACAUCAAGACGCGCGGCCAGGACACGCUGGCCCGCCUGCGCAAGAUGGACGCCCACGCACGCGAGCUGGAGGACGAGCACGGGGUCAACUCGGCCGUGGCCCGCAUCGCCCGCACGCAGUACGCCUGCCUCAGCAACGGCUUCCGCGACGCCAUGGCGGACUACAACGCGGCGGAGAUGAGUCACCGCGACACCUGCAAGGCGCACAUCCAGCGGCAGAUGGAGAUCGUGGGGAGGGACGUGUCCGGCGAGCAGAUCGAGGAGAUGCUGGAGGGCGGCCGCUGGAACGUCUUCGCCGACAACGUGCUGGCCGAGGGCAAGACGGCGCGGUCAGCGCUCGGUCAGAUCGAGCGGCGUCACCAGGAGCUGCUGGAACUGGAGAGCCGCGUGCGCAGCGUCCAUGAGGUCUUCCUGGACGUGGCCAUGCUGGUGGAGGAGCAGGGGCCCAUGCUGGACGCCAUACACACUCAUGUGCAGAAGACAGACGCACAGCUGGGUGAGGCGCUGGUCAGACUCGGCCGGGCCAACAAACACGACAAGAGCAACCCCUUCAAGAAGAUGUUCUGCGGAUGCUUCCCCUGCUACAAGUGACCUCUGACUCCUUCAAGAAGAUGUUCUGCGGAUGCUUCCCCUGCUACAAAUAACCUCUGACCCUCCCUACAAAUGACCUCUGGCCCUCCCUACAAGUUACCUCUGACCCUUUCCUACAAAUGACCUCUGACCCUACCCUACAAAUGACCUCUGACCCUCCCUACAAAUGACCUCUUCCUGCUAGUGUCGCGCUCCUGCUGUGACCUGUGUUGUGUGUAUGUGUGUGUGUCUGUGUGUACGUGUGUGUGUGUACGUGUGUGUGUGCUGUGACCUGUGCUGUAGGUGUGUGUGUGUGUGUGUGUGUGUGUACGUGUACGAGUGUGUGCUGUGACUUGUGUGUGUGUCCACCUACAGGUCAAGGGAGUUUGAUGUGGAAACUGACCAGUAAAAUCACUGACCUCUCAGCACUGAUGAGUCUUACACCCUGUCUGAGUGCCCCUCACACACACACACACACACACACACACACACACACACACACACACACACACACACACACAAAGAACCCCUGCAUCAGGAUGUGCUGCGGCUGCUUCCCCUGCUGGAAGAACGCCACCGGCUAAACACACACACACACACACACACACACAUAUACACACGCACACACACGGGGAACUCCUGCAUCAGGAUGUGCUGCGGCUGCUUCCCCUGCUGGAAGAAUGCCACCGGCUACACACACACACGUAUGAGCACACACACACACACACACACAAACACAUGCGCGUGCGUGAGGCACACAAUAUCCUGCAUGCGUUACUUGAAUUUUAUGUCCUUUACUGAAGGUCUCCUGUAGAGACGUGUGUGUGUGUGCAUCUGUUGUAAACACUUGAAGUAGUCAUUCAUGUUGGGGAAGUGAACUUUGUGAUUGUGUCCUGAAUUAAUAUGUUUGUUGUGAGUCUGUUUAAAUAAUGCGAUUAUGUCUUAAUGUGUGUGUGUGUGUGUUGUGAGUCUGUUUAAAUAAUGUGAUUAUGUCUUAAUGUGUGUGUGUGUGUGUUGUGAGUCUGAGCAGGCUGCUUCACGCAUGUCUGUAAUUCUAUCACCACUGGAGAGGAGAGCUGUGUCUGUCUGUGUCGGUCACUGAACACACCAAAUGAAGGAAGUGUGUGUGUGUGUCUGAACGCCCAGUCAGACUUAGAACUCUGGGGAUGACUAAUAACUUAUAAAUACAUUCAAUGAAAUAUACAUUAGUAAGGAAUGUUAAUGAUUGAUGUUUGUGAUAGCUAUAUUUAAGAUAAAGUGGAAAUAUAUUCUUGCUGUAUAUAAUAGUUUUAUUUUACAUUAAGUGAGAUUGUGAGGCAAUUCAAAUUUCUUGAAAUGUUUGAGAGAUGUGUGUUUUUGUGCUGUUCGUUCAUUUCCAAACAUAUAAUAAAUGGAGAUGGCAAUGUA